ACUGCGAACAGCCCCGCAGCAGCUCCAACACUGAGAGACUGAGAGACACACAGCGCCUUCAACCUGCCCGGCUCGCCGCUGUACGCCUGUGGGAGCUCACAGAGCCGACAUUUCUCUUUAUUUAUCUCAGCGGAAGGAUACUGAUAUUAUUAGAGCGUUUUAAAAACUGUGAGGAGAAGCCAGGAGGCUAGUUCUGAAGAGGUCCUAGUUCUGAAGAGCUACCAACUGAAACAUCUACUGGGAGAUGAAUCGCUGCACAGCCGCCUUACUUUUGUUGGUCAUUGCGAUAUAUUCGCUCAACACAGAAGCAUACAAGUGCAGAUGCACAAGGAAAGGCCCAAAGAUACGCUACAAGGAUGUGCAGAAACUUGAGAUUAAGCCUAAACACCCAUUCUGCCAAGAGAAAAUGAUCUUCGUCACCAUGGAGAAUGUGUCUCGUUUCAAAGGUCAGGAAUAUUGUCUGCAUCCCAGACUGCAGAGCACUAAGAACCUGGUCAAGUGGUUCAGAAUCUGGAAGGACAAGCACAGGGUGUAUGAGGCCUAAACUGCCACACUGUGAGGAGAUAGAGGCUGAAAACUCUAUGGAAUGUACAACACCACCAAGUGGAACUGUGGAUCAGAGAAGGACCAGUUUUCAGAGUUACGAGGCAUUUGCUCAACAAUGCUUAACAAGCACAAGAGACCUUUUCUUCAGGAACAAUGUCUAGAAAGACAUCUGUACAAAAUAUCAUUACUCAUAUUUCAAACAUAAUUAUGGUCCAAAACAGUCACUAUGUAUUUUAUUCCAAGUGUUAGACUUGUGAAAAUGACAGCAUACGAAAGUCUGUGUGAAUCAGAUUUAGAUGCAGUUAUUACUGCGUUUUCUGGUGGGUAGUGAUGUUCCUUGACGUAUUUGGUCUGAUUCAUUGUUUUGUGGUAUGUUAAAGGGUUCUGCCACACAUUAUUUCACAACCCAAGAGAUGCUGUUGUAUAGAAGUGUGCUGUCCACAUGGUCCAAACAACAUAGAAAAAAGGAAUGAAAGGGAAUUUCCUCCCCAUUUCCAUGAAUUAAUCUAGACCAUAUAUGUUCUUUUUAUAUCUGAGUAGAGGUACCUUUAAACAUAACUGAAACAUACAGGUAACCUGUGUAAGCAAUUCCCUUGUAAGAGUUUACUAUGUGAUUUGCCAAUAUACAGCUGGUACAGUUGAUUUAAAAGGCUAUUUAUUAUACAUACACUCUGAAACAAGAGCACAUGAAUAUUGAGGCCUACAGUCAGUUUGUUUACCUUAAAACUUUGUAUUAAAUAAUAGCCCAUCCACCACCACACUCUGUGGAGUGAUAUUUUGUUUUUUUUAUUCUGGCAUAUUUGGUAUGACCAGUGUAGAAUGUUUCCACUAAAUGGAAUAUUUUUGUCAUGUAAAUCAUAUGCCUAAGCAUACAAUUAAGUAUCUUGUAUAUACAGAACAUUUUGCCUAGGGGAGUUCAGUUAGAAAUUCAUAGUAAAGCUAUGUAUUGUAUUACAGAUUUGUUGUUUCACUGUUUAAAUAUUCAAUAACAGUAAUAUUUGAGUCUUUCUUUUUGGGAUUACCCAAGAUACACUGCUUCAGUUGCAUUCCAAGGAGUGUAAUCUACAAGCACAGCAAUAAAAUUAUUUAAAUUAC
Astyanax mexicanus (Mexican tetra) is the source of this 1641-nucleotide messenger RNA. It is a transcript of the gene cxcl14, whose product is annotated as chemokine (C-X-C motif) ligand 14. Gene Ontology annotation, molecular function: chemokine activity. Bases 245 to 544 code for a protein of 99 amino acids. The transcript has 4 exons. The record is from RefSeq and is a predicted model, not a curated record. Gene Ontology annotation, biological process: antimicrobial humoral immune response mediated by antimicrobial peptide; cell chemotaxis. Lineage: Eukaryota; Metazoa; Chordata; Actinopteri; Characiformes; Acestrorhamphidae. Gene Ontology annotation, cellular component: extracellular region.